This is a messenger RNA of Epinephelus lanceolatus (giant grouper), 1130 nucleotides long. RefSeq lists its product as uncharacterized. The record is from RefSeq and is a predicted model, not a curated record. Lineage: Eukaryota; Metazoa; Chordata; Actinopteri; Perciformes; Serranidae.
CAAACCCUGGAAACUCUUCAUUGGAUGCUGUACUUACUGUACACAAACAUAUGUAGAUCAAAAGGGUAUAAAUUUGAGGUGCAUCAGUCAGACAGUCAGAAUACUCCUGUUUCGAGUUGAAGUCAUUUGGACCUGAGAGCAACUGCAAACUGAAGAAAAUGAAGAUCCAAAUUUUGGUGCUGGCCUUUGCUUUGGUGGCUGUGAUCACUGCAGCACCAGCAGCACCAGCCAAAAAGGCUGCUGCAGUAGACCCAGAUGAAAAGGCUCUGGACGAUGCUAUUGCCAAGAACGGCCCUGCAAUAGACAAGGCGCUCAAAGACGUCACUGUCGACGAUGCAAUGUCCGACUCUGACAUUCAGGACCUGGCUGUGAGCAACAUGAAUGACGCUGAUGCAGAUGAGGUGGCAAGCAACAUGACCUCCGCUGACACAGAUGACGUGUUGAGCAGCUUGGACGAAGAUGAUGUGGCCAGCAUGAUGACCUCCGCUGACGCAGAUGAGGUGGCAAGCAACAUGACCUCUGCUGACACAGAUGACGCGUUGAGCAGCUUGGACGAAGAUGAUGUGGCCAGCAUGAUGACCUCUGCUGACGUAGAUGAGGUGGCAAGCAACAUGACCUCCGCUGAUGUAGAUGAUGUGGCGGCGGCUAGCGACGCUGAUGAUGACUCUGAUGAUGACUCUGAUGACGAUGCUGACGACGAUGCUGACGCAGGUGCAGCGGCAGCCAGCGACUCUGAUGACGACUCUGAUGAUGACUCUGACGACAACGCUGACGCAGUUGCGGCGGCAGCCAGCGACGAUGACUCAGACUCAAGCGACGAUGCUGACGCAGCUGACGCAGCUGACGCAGCGGCAAGUGCUUAAUAAGCUGUGAAGUCAGAACCCCUCACGACAUCCUGCCUCUCUCCAGUUUAAGGCCUGAUCUACAGCAAAACGGCUAUCAUCUUGAUUGCCAAACUAUGUACAAUAAAACCACCUGAGGCACUGUCUUACAAUAAUGGGAUCAUGUCAUAUUGCACUCUAUGGUGUAAAACCAGUUGUCUUUUGGGGACAAUAAAAGUUGACAGUUGAAGUUGUUGUAAAAGCUUGUGACAACAUGAAAUAAAAAGGUUUGUCUCAGUUUCAGUAUAA